Molecule: messenger RNA, 4551 nt
Organism: Melanotaenia boesemani (Boeseman's rainbowfish)
Lineage: Eukaryota; Metazoa; Chordata; Actinopteri; Atheriniformes; Melanotaeniidae
Product: RNA binding protein fox-1 homolog 2-like
Exons: 13
Coding region: 881-2257 (458 amino acids)
Biological process (GO): regulation of alternative mRNA splicing, via spliceosome; nervous system development
Cellular component (GO): nucleus; cytoplasm
Molecular function (GO): mRNA binding
Source: RefSeq, a predicted model, not a curated record
UCUGUAACACACACGCUACAUGAACACACCGCCAGGAACGAAGAGUGGAAAGAAAAUAAUAAUCGACAGAGGGGGAAGGAAACACCGCAGCCCCUCAGUCCGUCCGUCCGUCCGUCCGUCCUUUCUUUUUUAUUUUUUAAGCGGGAGGGAGAGAGUGUGUUUUUUUUUCUUUCUUUAAACGCAGACUUGCGGAAAACAUGGGAAGAGAGAACUGAGAAGGAUUGACUUGCAGUAAACCUCCCUGUGGUGCAAAUCUGUGGCUAAUAAGGCGGAAAAGGGCGACAGGGAAGACAUGUUGAGGGGCUUUUCGUCUUGAGGUUGCGGUAGGAUGUUAAUGUUGCGCUCCUAAAACACUCCGCUCUCCUGGAGAAGGAAAACAGAAAAGGGGAAAAACAAAACAGGACAAAUGGACAUUGAGCGGUAGACUAGCUCAGGAGCCAUUGUUGGGAUCGGUGCUUGUUUAAUUGGGUUUUGUUAUGAUCUGAAAUAACGUAGGCCUCUAAGGCAGCCCCGCAGUAAAUAAAUACACGGUCAGCAGACAGGGGGCUGCUUAGCUUAAAUUCUGACUGACAAUUCUGCUUGUGUUUUUGUUUGGGGAGGGGGGUGGGGGGACAUAUUAUAUAUUGAACUGCUGUGUUUAGUAAGUAAGAGGCGAGCGGGGUUUAUGAGCUAAUUGUUAAAAGAAAUUUCCUAACCGGGGAGCGAAAACAUACCAACUCAAGGGCCCAGAAGAAAAAAGAUCAGUGAAGGCAACUUGGCAUAUUACGACCUUUUUAAAUCCUCCGCCGAUCGGCUUUAAGCACCGAAGCGCAGAAGAUCCGAUAGGUGAUCUUAGCCCCCCAGUUUAGCUGAGAGAAAGGGAACAAAUAAGAUAUUUUCAAUGUUAAUGUCGACCGACGUCGCUUCCAUCAUGCUCCCUGUGUCCCGGGCUCUCAUUGACCGGGAUAGAGAGCUGGACACCAUGGCCGGGGUGCAUCCCAACCCGGCUGGCGCUCCUGCAGCUGUCCGGGGCAUGAAGCGCGGAGACCCGGAGCCCGACGGGCAGGCAGCGGCCGCUCUGGUGGACUCCACCGGGGCAGAGUGCAAGCGUCCCCGCAUCGACGGCUCAGGAGGGAUCGGCGAGGUCGGGCAGAACAAUGAUCCUUUGACCCUUGGUUACCAUGGAUACCCAUCUCAUAGUCAGGGCUCUCAGGAUAGUGCUGGCGGUCAGGAGGGACUUGUACCCCCACCUUUCUCUCCGUUCCCACCUCCUCCACCACCGCCCCCUCAGAACGGCCUGGCACUGGAUUACGGGGGCAGCCUGUAUGCAGCAGGGGCUGUGCAGGGCCCCUUGGAAGCCAGCGGAGCAGGGAACAGCGCAGCCAACGCCGCCAACAGUCUCAGCGCCCAAUCAGAUGGGUCCUCCCAGAUUGACGGCCAGUCUGGAAUUGGUUCGGGAGGAGGGGGUGGUGGCGGGGGUCCCGGAGAUGAUUCAGAUGCUAAGGGCACCCCCAAACGCCUCCAUGUAUCUAACAUCCCCUUCCGCUUCAGAGACCCUGACCUACGGCAGAUGUUUGGGCAAUUUGGCAAAAUCCUUGAUGUGGAGAUCAUUUUCAACGAGAGAGGCUCAAAGGGCUUUGGUUUUGUAACAUUUGAGUCGAGUGCAGAUGCAGAGAGGGCCAGAGAGAAGCUUCACGGUACGCUGGUUGAAGGACGUAAAAUCGAGGUCAACAAUGCAACAGCCAGAGUCAUGACAAACAAGAAGAUGACCACGCCGUACUCUAACGGAGAGGGCCUGGCAGCGUUACCAUAUGCCGGCUGGAAGUUGAGUCCUAUGGUUGGAGCCAUGUACAGCCCUGAGCUCUACACAGUACCAGGGUUUCCGUAUCCAGCAGCAGCAGCCGCCGCCGCCGCCGCCUCCACCGCCGCGACCUUUCGAGGCGCUCAUCUCCGGGGUCGCGCUCGGCCCGUCUACAGUGCGGUCAGAGCAGCCGUGCCACAACCCGCCAUCCCGGCAUACCCAGGUGUGAUGGCCUAUCAGGAUGGUUUUUACGGUGCAGCCGAUCUCUACGGUGGCUAUGCAGCUUAUCGUUACGCCCAGCCGGCUGCUGUAGCGACUCCUGCGGCUGCGGCUGCAGCAGCUGCAGCUUACAGUGACAGCUAUGGACGAGUUUACACAGCAGACCCCUACCAUGCUGCACUUGCUCCAGCUGCCUACGGGGUCGGAGCCAUGGCCACACUGUACAGGGGAGGCUACAGUAGAUUUGCCCCUUAUUAAAGACACUACAUCUCACAGGAGCUCCUUUUCUUCCAUUGAAUUAAUCUGAAAGAGCUCCCCCUGUUGUUGUGGAGAUGGACUACACCCCGUUUUAAAAGUGUGGAGUUGACCACAACAAAGAUAUUUCAGAUCCUACCCCAGAGCAGUCUCUAUGUUUUCUUAUAUACGCUACUACAGAAAUAGAGGAAUGCUGUAUUAAAGACUGAAGGAUGGCCUUCACAUAAAAAAAAAAAAAGAAAAAAAAGAAGAAUAAAUAAAUACGACUGAAAUGGCCACCUUCCCUAUUGCACGGCUGUAUUAUAGUCUCCCCCUCUUAUUCCCUCGGCACUCAGCAGCACAAGAUUUGGGGACGGAGCCCAGAUGUUCUUCCAAAGGCUGUAUGUGGAUAAUGGACAUUUCAACAGCUGCCACUCAUGUGAGAAAGAGCUGAGCGCUGUGUGGCCCGCACACACGCUGCGUUUAAGGAAAAAGAGAGGGAAACAAGCAAUCAAGGUGUCAUUAAAAAAAAAAAAAAGUGGUAGAGAGAAGGUGCCUAGAGAGAGCGCCUGAAAACAUUUUGAACCAGAACGAUAUGAUAAAGCGCCCACCUCCCGAACGUGGGUGGAUAGUAGAGAGAUGUUUUCCAUCCCUGCUGUGUUCUGCUUUGAAGGAGAUUGGACAUGGCAGCUUGGAGAGAUUAUGGAAAGCUGAAGGAGGGAGGGUUUAUUAGAGCUGUUCCUUACCUCAAGUUUUCUUAGUAUGUGGAAAUGGUAAACCUUUAAACUUAAAAUUGUUAUGAUAUGCAAAGAAAUUAGUUUAGAGAAAAAAGUUACCAAAUUAUUAUUAUUAUUAUUAUUACUCUUGUAAUUAUUCUCAUUAUUAUUAAACCAUUAUUAUUAUGUUUUGACCCAGCUGCACAGCAGUCACUGCUGUAAUAGAGGUUUAACAGUGAACUUUGGGGUUGAAAUCAGAAAAUCAGCAUCUAUAUGUCCACCUUUCAACUAUAUGACGCAACUACGUCUCACACUUUCCUGGUCACGCACAAAUUUUAGGACACUUCGCGUGAAAACCAUUAACACUACAAAAAGUGCAACACUACACUGCAAAACACUUCGUAUUUAGUUGAGAUUACGUCCAACUUAGCUCAUUUACCUACAGCCCUUAGGUUCAGGUAUCUGUUGAACCUUUAAAGUAGAGAUGUAUUAUUUGGAUUUUCCCGUCGUGCUCCAUCUUUUCUAGAGUCAAGCACCGGAUGAGUCUUCCUGAAACAUAUUUUAGUUGGUAAUUGCGAUUAAGAUGCUGCCAACAGCAAUUACUGAGCAAGAGAGAUUCUGUCAGUGAGUUAAUAGCGAAUAUUUAAAUGCAAAACAUGUUACUAUUGUGCAUAUUUCUAUACUAUUGUACCCUAUAUUUCCAAAAUGUGGCUUUUUUGGCUUUUGGUUUUUGUUCCAAAGAUUUGUAGAAAGCACAUCUUUCUGCUGUAUGUAUAAAUAUAUUAUCUUUGUUAUUUGUUAUUCUCAUAAUACGCUGGCUGUUUUUAUUUACUUUCUUUUCAUAUGAGUGUUGUUCCUUUUCCAGUAAGGUGCACAUUUCAAGUUUUAUUUUGUGCUUUGGAUUAAAGCUCGAGCAGUGAGCAUACCCAAGUUGUGAGACCUGGAGGUGUGCAAGUAACAUUACCAAAACUUUAUUUUGUCCACUCAGUUGAAUAUUCAGGCAGUCCAGACUUUGUUUUUGUUUUUUUUUUGUAAUGACUAUAGGAUCUGCCAGCAUGAUAUUCUGGAUUUUUUUUUUUUUUUUUCUUGUGUGAUUGCGUUAAUGUCUAUAUUUUGCUACCGUUAUGUCUGGAAUGAAUGAGCACAGGUCUUUGUCAAUUUGAUUUAAACCAACUGGGUUUCUUUUUUCUUUUUCCUUAUUAUUAUUAUUAUUAUUUCAUGGUUUUUACAGCAGAUUCCUAACAUUUCAGUGGUCAAAUCUGUAGGCUUUACCAGUGUGGUUGCUUCAGGUUUGUUGAAGAUAUCCAGUAAAAUGUCUGAAAGUGUUAUUAUUCGUACAUAGGCAGGUUGAUAUUCCAGCUCUGUUUAAAAAGAAAAGAAAAAAAAAAAAGCUAGAUAUCAGUGUGGGAUAUGAUCUAUGCUGUGCUAAAACAGGACUGUUGAGAAUGAUUUUCAGUGCUACCUUUGUGUUUUCCACUUGUCACAUAUGGAAAAAACACAGGACAGUCACAAUUGUUCUCAUGACAUGUAACUCUUUAUUUUUUAUUAUUUUUUUCUUUGAUAAUAUCUUCAUAAUAAUAUAGAAUGUGCUCUGGACAAAAU